UCUCUCUCUCUCUCACCUUCUCUCUAGAAACAGCAUGUGAAACACUUUUAACACAUUCUUCACUCAUCUCUUUUAUAGAACAUAUAAUUGGAAGAAUGACGAAGGUAAGUCCUGAAGUUGACGACGAGACACAAACUCAAGCUGUUCUGUCAGUAUCAGCAGAUGUGAGCUUUGCGUCAAAUCAGUUCCCAAAAUAUAAAUUAGGUCCUGAUAAUCAGAUUCUGGAUGAAGCAACAGUGGAUAGUAAGGGUCCUCCAUUGAAAGAGGUGGUGGCACAAGAAACCGAGCAGCUGUCUGAGCAACAUAGACGUCUCUCCGUCCGUGACCUGGCGAGUAAAUUUGACAAAAAUUUGUCUGCUGCAGCCAAGUUGUCUGAUGAGGCCAAACUCAGGGAGGUGGCUUCCUUAGAGGGUCAUGUACUUUUGAAGAAACUCAGAGAUGCUUUGGAAUACUUAAGAGGACGAUUAGGUGGUCGAAACAAGGAAGAUGUUGAAAAAGCUAUUUCUAUGGUGGAAGCGAUGGCAGUAAAAUUGACUCAAAAUGAAGGGGAGUUGAUACAGGAGAAGUUUGAAGUAAAGAAGCUUGCAAACUUCCUCAAACAGGCUUCGGAAGAUGCUAAAAAGCUGGUAAACCAAGAAAGGUCUUUUGCUUGUGCAGAAAUUGAGAGUGCCAAAGCAGUAGUACGAAGAAUUGGGGAGGCUCUUGAUGAGCAAGAAAGGGUAUCACUAACAUCAGGAAAGCAGGAAAUGGAGGAGAUGAUGGAGGAAAUCCAGCAGGCUAGAAGAAUUAGGUUGUUGCAUCACCCCUGCAAGGUGAUGGACAUGGAGCAUGAACUUCGAGCCUUGAGGAGCCAAAUCCAAGAGAAGUCUGCAUUCGCAGUAAAGCUUCAGCAAGAGCUAAUGCUGAAGAAAUGGGCUGAGGAGAACAAGUUAAGCUUAUAUGCAUUAGGAGAUUCUGGAAAUUUGGGCUCCAUCAUACGACUUCAACCAUGCUCGGAAGAAGCCAUGGAGCUCUCAAAAUGUUCAAUUCAGUGGUAUCGCUUAUCAUCACAAUGUAGCAGAAGGGAGCUUAUUUCAGGUGCUAACAAAUCAGUGUAUGCUCCGGAGCCCAUUGAUGUUGGACGGAUUUUGCAAGUAGAUAUUAUCUCAAAUGGCCAAAAAUCUACCGUGACGACAGCUUGUCCUGUUCAGCCUGCUGUUGGAUUGGAGGGUUACGUGGAAACGCUAUCACAGAAAAGCAAUUCCGAGUUCAGUGUGGUAAUCUCCCAGAUGAAUGGACGGAAUUAUUCGUCACAUUCUGCCCAUUUGUUACGUGUGGGAAAAACGAGAAUGAAGCUUUCGAAAGGAUGGAUUACAAAGGCCAGGGACGCGUAUUCCUCUACAUCAAUGCAGAUAUGUGGAUUUAGAGGGGGCGGGAAUCUUGCUGCUAAAUCAUUGUUUUGGCAAUCAAGAAAAGGGCAAUCUUUCGUAUUGGUGUUUGAGUCAGAACGAGAAAGAAAUGCAGCCAUUGUCCUAGCCCGAAGAUACGCUCUUGAUUGCAAUGUGGUGCUGGCUGGACCAGAUGAUCAAGCAUCACUUUACCUUCUGUGACUUCACUAAUGCAACUGAUAACCAGGUUUCCAAAUUGAGAUUUGAUUAUUUCAUUUUUUUUCACUUCUAAUUUUUUGUGUGUUUUUUCCUAUCUUCUUGGGCGUGUUUCUACUAAUGUGAUGGUUCGUUUGUGCAUCCUUUAUAGGCAUAGUUUUGGUUUGCCUGUUCCUCGGUUGUAACAAUUUUUUUUAUUUUAUAUACCGAGUCGUCGUUGGUUUGCACCUUAUUUACAUUUCUAAUAACGGUUUUAGCCUGUC
This is a messenger RNA of Cynara cardunculus var. scolymus (artichoke), 1846 nucleotides long. Its product is annotated as stomatal closure-related actin-binding protein 2-like. The transcript has 13 exons. The coding region runs from base 96 to 1589 and encodes 497 amino acids. Gene Ontology annotation, biological process: actin filament organization; regulation of stomatal movement. The record is from RefSeq and is a predicted model, not a curated record. NCBI's taxonomy places the organism in Eukaryota, Viridiplantae, Streptophyta, Magnoliopsida, Asterales, Asteraceae. Gene Ontology annotation, molecular function: actin binding.